Molecule: messenger RNA, 582 nt
Organism: Colletotrichum karsti
Lineage: Eukaryota; Fungi; Ascomycota; Sordariomycetes; Glomerellales; Glomerellaceae
Product: peptidyl-lys metalloendopeptidase
Exons: 4
Coding region: 1-582 (193 amino acids)
Molecular function (GO): metalloendopeptidase activity
Source: RefSeq, a predicted model, not a curated record
AUGCUCAAGAUGAGAGUUCUCCAGCUGGGCAGUCUCCUCGCCGUCGUGUCCGGCGCCUUGGCCGCGACCUUCACGUCCUGCUCCGACUCCCAGAUCGCGACGCUCGAGGCGGCCAUCGAGCGCGCCACCAACAAGUCCUACGCCGCCAUCGACCACCUCGAAGCGAACCCCAACGGCAGCGAGAUCCAGACGACGUGGUACGGCACGUUCAGCACCGAGAGGUACAACCGGGUCCUGACCGCCUUCAAGAAAUUCGCGCCCGAUCUGGCGACGACGUUCAGCUACGACUGCUCGUGCACCAGCAACGCCGUGUACGCCACUAUCGGCGGCAGAUACGGCGACGUGAGGAUCUGCAGUGUUUAUUUCAACGAGGCGAUGUUGCCUCCCACGGGACGGCAUCGCAAUCAAUGGGAUACUAUCAUCCACGAGGCGACGCAUUUCAGGGAUGUGCUGGGGACGAUUGAUUACGGCUACGAUGUGGAUUACUGCAAGCAGUUUGCGAGGGAGGAUCCCGAGAAAGCUGUCAAGAACGCUGAUAAUCACCCUCGAUUCGCCGUGGAAGUGCCGCCAUGGGGUCCUUGA